AUGAUGAACGUCAAAUAUCUAAUGAAAAAUAUAAGCUUUCUACUCGUAGAUGUGACGAAUAAAGAGAAGAAUUUCCAUCAACAAGAGGGAAGUAUAUUUAUCCCUUUUUUGACAUAAAAUAGUACGGGUCAAAAUUGACCCUGCAUAGCAGGCUAGACACAUCACGCUACGUGCAAUAUAACGGGUGUAACCGAUAUGGGGCGGACUACGAUAAGCAUCCCAAAUACGCCCACUUUCAAACGAAGAUAUGCUUCGUUCCUGAUCAUUUGAUGCAGUCAACGACGAACUCUCAACGCUACAGGGUCGUCUAAAGCAACCCCGCUGGCAAUGUCGCAGUAAAAUUCGAUCGAACCGUUUGGUACUGUCGUCUGCGAUGGCUACAAGACCGCUAUGGUUGCUGCUAACUUACCUGGGACUCUGUGCGGCGUGGAUGGACGAGAGGCCCGUGUUGGAGUCCCGAGACGGACACCUCUUCAUUUCCGCCGCCAAGGACAGAAAUAUCACCCUUAAAAUUGUGGGGGACGGUCACGUGAACGUCAACGAAAUUAAUUUGCUUCGCGUCGCGUCCGCGGCGCAAAACGCGACGCAUUUGAUCGAGAGAUGGAAAACUGGAUAUCUAGCAGAAGUGGAAUCGAGUUUGCAACGAUUGACGCAAAUCGUGGAAGGGCCGGAUGGAUUGGAACGAAGAAUGUCCAUGUUUAGAGGAUUCGGAGAAUUGAACAAUACGGUUCAACCCACGUGGCGCAAUCAGGCGAGUAUCCGAAAAAUAUUUUGA
Hylaeus volcanicus is the source of this 775-nucleotide messenger RNA. RefSeq lists its product as uncharacterized. Bases 374 to 775 code for a protein of 133 amino acids. Lineage: Eukaryota; Metazoa; Arthropoda; Insecta; Hymenoptera; Colletidae. The record is from RefSeq and is a predicted model, not a curated record. The transcript has 3 exons.